This is a messenger RNA of Heterobasidion irregulare TC 32-1, 234 nucleotides long. RefSeq lists its product as uncharacterized. The coding region runs from base 1 to 234 and encodes 77 amino acids. The record is from RefSeq and is a predicted model, not a curated record. Lineage: Eukaryota; Fungi; Basidiomycota; Agaricomycetes; Russulales; Bondarzewiaceae. The transcript is spliced from 2 exons.
AUGCCCCGAGCGCCCACGUCCUCCACGAUCUCCACACCCACACCCACCGCACCAGCACCCAUGUCGUCCGCCCCGAACCCGAGCUUGCCCCCGCCAGACAAGUAUCGUGGCGCCGUCAUCGAGGACCUCCAGCUGCCGCCCGCGUUCGCGCUCCCGCAGGACGAGGGCAUUCUCGCGCAAUCGAGCUCGUGUACGAACUGGAGGAUGAACAGACAAGUGCACUGGCGCCGCUGA